GUUGCUGAGAGGACGCAGCUGACCAGACGGUCUUUUUCUGUACUUUUCACUGGCUACGAGCUGCAUUGGAAGGAUCCCGGGAAACGCUCAAGCUACGCCAUGGAGCCAGUAACCUUGGAAGAUGUUGCUGUGAAUUUCACCUUGGAGGAGUGGGCUUUUCUGAAUUCAUCCCAAAAGAAGCUCUACAGAGAUGUGAUGUGGGAAACAUUUAGGAAUAUGACUGCUAUACGAAGAACCUUGGACAAACAGAAAAUUGAAGAACAAUACAAAAAUACCUCAAGAAAUCAAAGUAAUGAAAAAGCAGCAAAAUGGUAUCCAUAUAAAUCUUGGAAUCAAUAUGGAAACAUAUUCCUUUGGUCUCCAGCUGCUAAUGUGGACAUGAAACAAGCUUCUUUAAUUCCAGCUGAAAGCCUUGCUUGUACAAGACCUCUGACUGGUCAUUUAGCACAAAAUUUGCCCAUUUUACCUCACAUUGGCCUGAAGGCAGAUUACUUGGCAUUACAUGACAAGGUAAAUAAAUGUAAUGAGCACGGAGAAAGUUGCAGUGAUUUCCAGUACUUUCUGAAGUAUACAAUGACAAAGACUAGAGAGAAAUCCAGUCAAUAUGAGCAAUGUAAAACAACCUGCUCUGAAAAUAAUGAAAAAGCUAACCCUGGAGAGAAGACCACUUUAGGUCAAAAAAGUGUGAAAGCCAUCAGCAAUCCCAGUGAUGUUCAAAUCUAUGAAAAUAUUUACACUGGUAAGAAUCCAUAUAUAUGCAAACAGUGUGGAAAAAGAUUUCUUGAUAAGCCUGCAUUUCAUAGACAUAGACGAACACACACUGGUGAAAGACCCUAUGUGUGUAAGGAGUGUGGGAAAGCAUUCAGUUCACAUAGUAAUUGUCAAAGACAUAAAAGAAUUCACACUGGGGAGAAACCAUAUGUAUGUAAGCACUGUGGAAAAGCAUUUACUACAAAGAAUUAUUAUAACAUACAUGAAAAAAUUCACACAGGAGAAAAUCCUUAUGCUUGUAAGCAAUGUGGGAAAGCAUUCACUAUGCAGAUUACCUGUAACCUACAUGAAAGAAUUCACAUUGGCGAGAAACCCUACGCAUGUAAGCAAUGUGGGAAAGCUUUCAGCAGACACAGUAACUGUAAAAUACAUGAAAGAAUUCACACAGGAGAAAAACCCUAUGUAUGUAAAGAGUGUGGAAAAUCCUUUCAUUUUCAUAGUACCUGUCGACGCCAUGAAAAAAUUCACACUGGGGAGAAAUCUUAUGUGAGUAAAGAAUGUGGAAAAGCAUUCAGCACACAUAGUCACUGCCAAAGACAUGAAAGAACUCACACUGGGGAGAAACCAUAUGUCUGUAAACAAUGUGGGAAAGCAUUCACUACAUACCGUUUUUGUCAAAUACAUGAAAAAUCUCACACUGGGGAGAAACCAUAUGUGUGCAAGGAAUGUGGAAAAGCAUUCACUAGAAAGAGUUCUUAUAAUAUACAUGAAAAAAGUCACACAGGAGAGAAACCUUAUUUGUGCAAGCAGUGUGGAAAAGCAUUUACUACAAAGAGUUACUAUACCAUACAUGAAAAAAUUCACACAGGGGAAAAACCUUAUGUUUGCAAGAAAUGUAAGAAGGCAUUUCCUACACACAAGGAUUGUCAAAGACAUGGGAGAACUCACAGUGGGGAGAAACCUUAUGUUUGCAAGGAAUGUGGAAAAGCAUUCACUACACACAAAUAUUGUCAAAGACAUGAAAGAAUUCACACUGGGGAGAAACCUUAUGUUUGUAAGCAAUGUGGAAAAGUAUUAACUACAAAGAGUUCCUAUAACAUACAUAAUAAAGUUCACACAGGGGAGAAAGCUUACAUGUGCAAGCACUGUGGAAAAGCAUUCUCUACACACCAAUCCUGUCAAAUACAUGAAAGUACUCACACUGGGGAGAAACCAUAUGUGUGCAAGGAAUGUGGAAAAGCAUUCACUAGAAAGAGCUCUUAUAACAUACAUGAAAAAGGUCACACAGGGGAGAAACCUUAUGUGUGUAAACAAUGUGGAAAGGAAUUCACUACACACAAAUAUUGUCAAAGACAUGAAAGAAUUCACACAGGUGAGAAGCCCUAUGAAUGUAAGCCAUGUGGAACAAAAUUUGCUAAGUCCUCAUGUUACAUACAUUGAUAUCAUAAUUCUUUGUAGGAACUAUGCAUUUGUAGUCUUUGCUAUAAAAAUUGACAUUUUUGUGUAAUCCAUUGGUCUUUGAACUUACUGUAUAAUAUCUUUUUUACUUUAAAAGGUAUAUUUCUAAAUUAGUAAAAAUUGUGUUUUAAAUGACUACAGUUAGGAGAUAAAUUCAUGAGUUAAAUGGUAAUUUGUUGCUUUAAUUGAGGAUUUAUAUUCUCAUAUGCAAAAUGUAUAACAUCACCACUGUAAAAAUAAUAUAAAAGUUGAGAAGUUAGCUGGAUAAAACAAAAUUCUAUUAAACAUUAAAAGGUAAGACACAUAUAUGAAAAAGCCUAAAAGGAACAUUCUCAAAGUAAUUCAACUGAUUGUUUUUAAAAAUUAUUGAAUUGACAAAUAAAAGUAUUUUGUAUGAAUAGCAUACAACAGAUUUUUUCCCAACUCAGCCCUCCCAGAGGGUGGGGCUGGCACUGCAUAUGGUACUGGGGAUAGAACCAGUAGGUCCCAUGUACUUGCCUAAACUUGCCUAAACAGGCACUUUACAAUGCUGAGCUAUCUCGCCAGCCAGCAUACAGCAGAUUUUGAUGUGAUACAUUAUGUAAAGACUAAGUCAAGCCAUUUGACCUAUGAAUUUCUCACAUACUUAAUCCUCUUUUUUGUAUAAUAUCUUAUAAUUA
This is a messenger RNA of Octodon degus (degu), 2828 nucleotides long. Its product is annotated as zinc finger protein 709-like. The record is from RefSeq and is a predicted model, not a curated record. The coding region runs from base 100 to 2151 and encodes 683 amino acids. Gene Ontology annotation, biological process: regulation of DNA-templated transcription. The transcript has 4 exons. Lineage: Eukaryota; Metazoa; Chordata; Mammalia; Rodentia; Octodontidae.